Messenger RNA from Sungouiella intermedia, 936 nucleotides. NCBI's taxonomy places the organism in Eukaryota, Fungi, Ascomycota, Pichiomycetes, Serinales, Metschnikowiaceae. The record is from the annotation of a GenBank genome assembly.
AUGAACAACGAAGCCAUCUACAAUCGGCACAUGGCCAAGGCAAAUAGGGCAUUGACAUCGCUCGACAGCAUACGUUGCACGUUGGCAGAACUCUCAUAUGCGGCUUCAUUUCUUUUAAACUUCAUUUUGGGUAAGUUGCUCCACAUCGUCUCGCAGCAAGAGGAAGUUUACAACUAUUACAAUGACAAGGGCAAUAUCUUUAACCAGUUGUUUGUUAAGAAAGGCUGGGGAUGGACGACUUUUGUAGUGGUGCUAUUUUACAGUGUGGAGAUGUACAGACGGCCCAACGGCAAGGUAUUGGCUGGUGCUGUGGUACGAUACAUUUUGGCAACCAUCUGGUGGAUCGCCUUCACGCAGUGGUUCUUUGGACAUCCAAUUAUGGAUAAAGUGUUUUUGAUGACUGGAGGCAAGUGUGCAAACAUUGCUGCUGAUAGGUUACAUCGACUCGAUGUGCUGAUGGUUAGUCUUUUCCAGGAAUUGGAUGGCAAGUUUGAGUCUCGAAACGUUUCUUCUGCCACUUGCCGUCGCGUGCGUGGAACCUGGGAAGGUGGCCAUGAUCCGCUGGGUCAUGUUUUUUUGCUUGUACAUUCGUCUCUUUACUUGUUUCAUGAGAUCAAGCCCUAUUGGCCAGGGUGGAAGAUGUUCAUUCGCCAGAUUCAGGUCAAUGUGAGAGCGCUGACGAAAAGCGUUGUUGAACGUGUCUCUGGAGUGAUUCAGACGACGCCGCAGGUGGCAGUCGUUGCGCUUCUUCUGUUGUGGUGGUUUAUGCUUCUCAUGACCAACAUGUAUUUCCAUCUGUUGGCGGAGAAGUUGGUGGGAUUGCUCUUUGGCUAUGCGGGAGUGAUUGCGGUGUACUAUGUUCCCAGAUGGGUGAGGGCUAAGCAGAAUGUGGUGGAGAGAAACGAGAGGGAGAUAUUAAAGGGGGAAAGAAGAUAG